This is a messenger RNA of Tupaia belangeri chinensis (Chinese tree shrew), 2016 nucleotides long. RefSeq names its product PIGB opposite strand 1 (gene PIGBOS1). The coding region runs from base 472 to 636 and encodes 54 amino acids. Lineage: Eukaryota; Metazoa; Chordata; Mammalia; Scandentia; Tupaiidae. The record is from RefSeq and is a predicted model, not a curated record. The transcript has 2 exons.
CCUGCGAGCUGCCGUCGCUGGCGGCGCGGAGGGAGCCGGGAAAGGACGGUAGUCUCUGCCCAGCUCCCCGAGGUACGCUCCGUGGUCGGACGCUGCUGGUUCUGGCGGCGCCCCAGCGCUUUGCCGCGGGCUCGUCUGCGUUUGUUCCGGGCGUUUCUGCCCUGCGGGAUUGCUGCUCGUCGCGGGCGCUGGAGCCUGUGCCCGGGGUCCGGAAGCCGCCGGGAGGAGCCGCUCUCCCCUCCGCGGGGACGGGCGAGGUGCGUGGGGAGCGGGGCGACGCCGAGCGGGCGCAGGUGGCGCGGAGACGUCGGCGCUGCAGAGCCGGGUAGUGAGCGCGUGUUAGGGACGCCAGUGUAGAACAUUUCACUGUCCAGGCGAGCACCCGAAAGGUGUCUGUCUAACGAGAUAUAAAGAGAUUUCCUGGAAGUGGAGUAUAAGUUUUCAUAACCACAUUUGCAUUGUGCUGCAGCCAUGUUUGGGAGAUUGACUUUUCCACAACUGAUUUUUGCUAGCAUCCUUGGAAUUGCUGGAGGAAUAUAUAUUUAUCAACCAAUAUUCGAACAGUAUGCCAGAGAUCAGAAGGCAUUACAAGAAAAAUUGAAAUUGGCACAAGAGAAAGAAGAGAAGAAAAGUUAAUAAAUACUACAAUAAUCAGUACUCCCUAACUUGUAGUUUUGCUUUCAUGGUUUCAGGUACCUGUAGGCAACCACAGUUCAAAAAUAUUAUUGAUAAAUGGAAAAUUUUAGAAGUAAACAGUUCAUAAGUUUUCAGUUGCACAUCAUUUGAGUAGUGUGAUGAAAUCUGUGCUGUCCCGUUCUUUUGUUCCUAGAGCACGAAUCAUUCUUUUCUCUAGUGUCUCCUACUGUAUAUGCUCCCUGCCCAUUAGUUACUCAGUACCUGUUUCAGUUACCAGAUCAGCUGUCAUAGUAUUGUAAUGCUUGUGUUCAAGUAACCCUUAUUUUACUUAAUAAUGGCCCGAAAGCGCAAGAAUAGUGAUAUUGGCGAUUCAUAUAUGCCAAAGAGAACCCAUAAUGUGCUUCCUAUGAGUGAAAAGGUGAAAAUUCUUGACUUAAUAAAAAAAAAAUAUCAUAUGCUGAGGUUACUAAGAUUUAUAGUAAGAAUGAAUCUUCUAUUUGUGAAUUUGUGAAGAAGGAAAAAGGAAUUCGUACUAGCUUUGUUGUUGCACCUCAAACUGCAAAAGUUACAGCCACAGUGCGUGAUAAGUGCUUAGUUAAGAUGGAAAAGGCCUUUAAAUUUGUGGAUGGAAGACAUGAACAGAAAAUGUGUUCCAACUGAUGGCAGUAUGUGGCUCCAGAAAGCAUUGAGCCUAUAUGAAGACUUCAGCAAAGGGUCCUCGGAAGCAAGUGACACCAAGCCAUUUACUGCAAGUAAGGGAUUACACGGAUUCAGGAAUAGAUUUGGACUGAAAAAUAUUAAAAGACACAUUGGUGGAGAAAGAUAUGCUGAUAUAUGUAAUGAAGAAGUGAAAAAACAAAUUGAAUGCCAUGAAGAAGUAUUAAUGAAUGAAGAAUUGGAAGAACUUGUUGAUUUAUCCACAGAGGAAGUGGAAGAAACGGAAGCAGAACCAGCAAUGUGGACAUUACCAAAAUUUGCUGAAGUUGCGCAGACACUGAAGGAUAAAAUGAUGGAAUAUGAUCCUUGGGUAGAACACAGCAUUAAAGUCACCCAUAUGAUCACCAAAGGACUACAACCUCUGCAGCAACACUUUGAUGAGCUAAAAAGAAAGAAACAACUCCCAAUUACAGUUGUUAAAUAAAGUUUGUAAGAGAGCAUCGAUCAGGGGUUGACUCCUGCACUGGGCCAAUAUACCACAUGCAUCGAGAGUUCAUUUAGUUUUGGAACUUCAGUUAAUUGUGGGAGACCCUGUUACCAAUUAAAAGCAAUUAACUUGUCUCUGUACCUCACUGCCAGAGUCUCUUUGUUUCUGAGGGUUGUCCAGUUUAUGAAUCAUUUUAAUUUUUUUCUUUUGCUCAAAUAAACUCAGUUAAAUUUAAA